Messenger RNA from Linum trigynum, 1638 nucleotides. The record is from the annotation of a GenBank genome assembly. Lineage: Eukaryota; Viridiplantae; Streptophyta; Magnoliopsida; Malpighiales; Linaceae.
AUGGCGUAUGCAUCUCGCGUAAUGAAUCACUCGAAGAAGCUGAGAGAUGUUCCCAGCAUAUUGCGAUACAGACAUGGAAGCUUGGUUCGUUGGUUCUCGAAUGAGGCUCUUGGUAAAAGAGAAGAUAUUUUGAAGGCUCGCAAUCAAGUAUAUGUGACUGCAGAGGAAGCGAGUUUCUCUUGUACUGCCAAUGGCCCCGUGUCAUCCUUGGGUAUUUUCAAGAGAAACGUUUCAACCAUGACCAUGAGAUCAGGAAGUCCGAUGCUUGCGCCAUUUUCUUGCUCACAAGUACACUCCAGGAGAGCCUUUUCAACUGAUUCAGCUCUACCUCCACAUCAGGAGAUUGGAAUGCCGUCUCUCUCACCAACAAUGACAGAGGGGAACAUAGCAAGAUGGCUAAAGAAAGAGGGCGAAAAAAUCUCGCCAGGUGAAGUGCUCUGUGAAGUGGAAACUGAUAAAGCAACUGUUGAAAUGGAAUGCAUGGAAGAGGGUUAUCUUGCAAAGAUUGUAAAGGGAGAUGGAGCCAAAGAAAUUAAAGUUGGUGAGAUCAUAGCAAUUACUGUUGAGGACGAGGAAGACAUUGGAAAGUUUAAGGAUUACAGCCCUUCAGCUUCAGGAGCGGAUGCUGCACCACCUAAAGAGCCAUCAUCCUCCGCUCCUCCUCCUCCACCAGCAAAAGAAGCUGUUGAGGAACCAGAUCGUUCUCCAGCACCAAAGACCCCCAAGCGCACUCCAGCAUCUUCUGAAGAUCGCAUUUUUGCUAGCCCUCUGGCAAAGAAAUUGGCUGAAGAACGCAAAGUAUCUCUAUCAGAAAUCAAAGGAACAGGUCCUGAUGGAAGAAUUGUGAAGGCUGAUAUUGAAGAUUACUUGGCUUCAAGUGGCAAGGAAGUUUCUGCGGCAACACCAAAGACCAAGGCCGGUGUGGCAGAUGCUGCUUUGGAUUAUGUUGACAUCCCCCAUACUCAAAUUAGAAAGGUCACUGCUGCACGCUUAUUACUGUCGAAGCAAACUGUUCCUCACUAUUACUUAACCGUUGACACACAUGUUGAUAAACUUAUGGAACUGCGCAGCCAACUCAAUUCGUUGCAAGAGGCCACGGGUGGGAAGCGGAUAUCUGUAAAUGAUCUUGUCAUCAAGGCUGUGGCUUUGGCCCUUAAGAAAGUUCCACAAUGCAAUAGUUCAUGGAAUGAUAACUAUAUCCGCCAGUAUAAGAAUGUAAAUAUCAACGUAGCUGUGCAAACAGAUAACGGACUAUACGUUCCAGUUAUUAGGGAUGCAGACAAGAAAGGUUUGUCAGCAAUAGGCGAAGAAGUCAAAAACUUGGCCCAAAAAGCCCGGGACAACAGCUUGAAGCCAGAAGAUUACGAGGGAGGAACAUUUACUGUAUCUAAUUUGGGUGGGCCUUUUGGCGUCAAGCAAUUCUGUGCCAUUGUGAAUCCUCCACAGGCAGGAAUUCUAGCUGUUGGUUCAGCUGAGAAGAGGGUAGUGCCCGGCUCUGGCCCCGAUGCCUACUCGUUUGCAUCGUUCAUGGCAGUGACACUAAGCUGUGACCAUCGGGUUAUUGAUGGCGCCAUCGGUGCAGAAUGGCUCAAGGCAUUCAAGAGUUACAUUGAGAAUCCGGAGUCGAUGUUGCUGUAA